Molecule: messenger RNA, 5001 nt
Organism: Acromyrmex echinatior (Panamanian leafcutter ant)
Lineage: Eukaryota; Metazoa; Arthropoda; Insecta; Hymenoptera; Formicidae
Gene: Oct-TyrR
Product: Octopamine-Tyramine receptor
Biological process (GO): G protein-coupled receptor signaling pathway
Cellular component (GO): plasma membrane
Molecular function (GO): octopamine receptor activity
Source: RefSeq, a predicted model, not a curated record
AGAGAUAGGUGUCAAGCAACGGAGGCGCACGCGACUCGUUUACGAAAUGCUUCCCUCUUUUUUUAUCCCCUUCAUGCGAGCACCAUCCUCUUCAACGUGCGCUGGUCUCUCUAACUAUGUCGUUUUUCUCUUUCCACCGGAUCUCCCAUCCUCUCUCUUCUUCAGCUAUAGAAAACGAGAGAAAGAAAAAGGAGAGAGAGAGAGAGAGAGAGAGAGAGAGAGAGAGAGAGAGAGAGAGAGAGAGAAUUUCUCGCGUUCAACGGAAACCUGCGCAAAGCAACGGCGACGGUGCGCUCAAACGAGGAGCAGCAUCGGGCGGACGCGCGGUGGCGGUUGGCGUCGUCAGUCGUAGCGAGCGAGCGUGGGAGAGUGUAGAGAGAGAGAGAGAGAGAGAGAGAGAGAGAGAGAGAGAGAGAGAGACAGAGAGAGAAGGACGAGAGAAGCUGCGGGUACCGGGCAAGAGCGAGAGAAUACGCGCGUGAUAACCGAUCGGAGAAAGAAGGCUCGGCGUGGAACGGGGGCGGAACAGUGGAGAGAGAAAGAGAGAGAGGGGGAGAGAGAGAGAGAGAGAGAGAGAGAGAGAGAGAAUACGCGUCCGCGUCUUUUCGACGUCGACGCAACCGGGUUGGCGCAGAAUAGCUGCUCAGUGCUCGUCGAACGGCGCCGCGCUGUGACGGGACGAUGCCGCCGCGCCCUGCGCCACCGAUCGACCGAUCUCAGAUGGUGUAAUCCGUGGGAGCCAAUGAUCAAUUUGAUCUGCGAUCCUUGCUGAAAUCAGCCGAUCGAUCGUCGAUCAUCGCAAGCGGGGCAGAAAAUCAAGAUGUGACGCAAUGUAUCUUUGACAGUUUCGCAUUAAAGAUCAAACGCAUAGCGGUGGACUUAAUAAGGGUAUCCUGGACGACAUGAACUCGAGCGGAGAGUCCGGCGGAACGAUGUCGGAAGAUUAUGAAGUUGGAGGCUGCAGCGUCCCGGAAGAGGAAACGGGCUCGAAUCUACCAACAUGGGAAGCGGUGGCAGCCACCUUGACUUUGGGCUUCCUCGUGCUGGCGACGGUGUUUGGCAACGCAUUGGUGAUCCUGAGCGUGUUCACGUACCGGCCACUUCGGAUUGUCCAGAACUUCUUCAUCGUCUCGCUGGCGGUGGCCGAUCUCGCGGUGGCGAUACUCGUGAUGCCAUUUAACGUAGCCUACCUGCUACUGGGCAAAUGGAUCUUCGGCAUUCAUCUGUGCAAACUGUGGCUGACAUGUGACGUGCUCUGUUGCACCGCCAGUAUCCUCAAUUUAUGCGCCAUUGCGCUGGAUCGUUAUUGGGCGAUCACCGAUCCGAUUAAUUACGCCCAGAAACGCACCCUGAAACGAGUCCUCGGGACAAUCGCGGGCGUGUGGAUCCUCUCGGGUGCGAUCAGCUCGCCGCCGUUAGCCGGUUGGAACGACUGGCCAGAGGAAUUGGAACCAGGCACUCCCUGUCAGCUUACUAGACGGCAGGGUUACGUUAUAUACUCGUCUUUGGGCUCAUUCUUUAUACCGUUGCUGCUGAUGAGCCUGGUUUACCUGGAGAUCUUCUUGGCGACGCGUAGGAGACUGCGAGAACGGGCCCGACAGAGCAGGCUGGGUCCGGUGCAGUCCACCAGACAUCGCGAGACCGACGAUGCCGAGGAGUCGGUCAGCUCAGAGACGAAUCACAAUGAACGCUCGACGCCCCGUUUACAGGCGAAGCCAUCGCUAAUCGACGACGAGCCUACCGAAGUGACGAUAGGUGACAACGAUCGUCGUACCACUGCGUCCACCAGGCGAGGUGCCGGCGCCGGCGAUGCCAUCCCUGACACCUCGACCGUCUACCAGUUCAUCGAGGAGCGACAGCGGAUUUCGUUGUCCAAGGAAAGACGCGCGGCGAGAACCCUGGGUGUCAUCAUGGGUGUCUUCGUCGUCUGCUGGCUGCCGUUCUUUCUCAUGUACGUCAUUGUGCCGUUUUGUCCGGCCUGCUGUCCGUCUGAGAGGAUGGUGUACUUUAUCACGUGGCUCGGCUACGUUAACAGCGCUCUGAACCCCCUGAUCUACACGAUCUUCAAUCUUGAUUAUAGAAGGGCGUUUAGGCGGCUGUUGCGAAUCCGCUGAAAGCCCUUGCGGCUAUCGCGUUUGGCCUUUGGGCUUUGGCAGACGAGGAGGAUCCUCGUGAUUUCGUUCGGUGUCUGGCCGUCCGAAUCUCUCUCGCCGUUCGCGAGCCACGCGGUACCUCGAGCGGUGAUCGGUUAUAAUAGCCUCUACGUCACGACUUCUAUACUCACGGAAUUUCCGUCUGCUAGCCAACAGGAGUCGUUAAGUAAGUUCUUCGUCCAGGGAAAAGCGCGUCGCUCGCCGUAUCAUGCCGGGUACGAUACGUCGUAAAUUAAUGGAAAUUCAGAUGUCUCGCUUAUCUCGAUCGCUUGUUCGCGCACAGCUCGUUAUGUUUCGCGGCGAAAACUUGACGCAGUCAGCACAGAGACGACGAUGAUGGCGACGUGUUAAACGAAACGACGAAGCGUCGCGGAGCGUGAACUCCGGAGUAAGUAAGUUAUCAGUAAAUUCGCAGGAUUAUUACCGUUUUAUACCAAGUUACGAACUAACUCUACGAAACUUGAUAAUUUAUUUUCCUUUACCACGUUUAAUUAAGGUAUCGAUCCUAUUAACCUGAAUAAUUAUGUUUAUCCGGUGAGUAGCGAUGAAGAAAGCACGGCCAUAAUUCUUUAUAUCAAAGAAACGUAUUACAACUAUCAUUUAUGUCGUAAGAAGAGAGAAAUAUACGCAAAUUUUCUCAGACAGUAAAUUUUGAUGUCGUAAACGUACAUAACGAAAGAUUAAAGAUUGUUUUCGCGAAAAUUAUUGGAAUUGGUAGAACCAAUUAAUCUAUCGCUAAUAUACUUGACUCCUAAAUCAAACAUUCACAAAGUUUUUGAAUUAUUACAUGACUUUCAAAGUAAAUUUCUUUUUUUAUGGAACGAAAAGUUGAACGCCAUAAGAAUCUUGAAAAUUUUCUUCAACUAGUAUAACGGAUUGCCGUGGCUUCGAGAGAGCCCGAAGAACGAUGUGCACUUACCGUCGGUACUUCCCUGAAAAUUUAUCAGGAAUCCUAAGAAAACGUCGAGAAAAUGGAUGGUUUCAUCCUAGAAAUUUACGAAGCGCAUCGCAAUCAAGAUUGGCAGCCGAGCCGGUGGCUAAUCCGACCCUGAAGUGCUUUCAAGGGAGAAAGUUGAAGGGAAACUUUUUGCGGGAGUGAUAAAGGAAAUUAUGCUUCCUGUGUUGGCCGGCGACCACUUUUCCCGAAUAUCAUUAUGUAAAAUUUCGUCAAUCCUGUAUGAAUUUUCUCUCUUCUAUGGUUUGGAUCAUCUUUUCGAUGAUCAAUCUAGCUGUGCUGCAAGAUGAUUAAUGAUCGAAUUAGCUCUCGUGAUCGUAUAAAUGAGAUUUAUCAUUAAAUCGAUAUAAUGCUCGAUAUCAGAAUUGUAAUAGAAUCGAGGUCAUCGAGGAGGUCUCGCAAGAAGCUAUAACCGUCGUUUCUUUCCUUCUGUGGCUUCGAUGAUCAAUCUAGCUGUGCUGGAAAAUGAUUAAUGAUUGAAUUAGCUCCCAUGAGCGUAUAAUUGAGAUUUAUCAUUAAAUCAAUAAUCCUCGAUACCGGAUUGUAAUGGAAUCGGGGUCAUCGGAGGAGGUCUCGCGAGAAGCCAUUGUCGUUUCUUUCCUCGUCGCGCACAGAGUUUCCGUCUUCUCGACGCACGAGCGCAAAUAUUUCCGUAGAACGUCAUCAAGUAACUGUCUGACGAUUUAGCUCGUCGGCGAGACGAGAAAGAAGGAGACGUGCUUUUUCUUCUACCAACGACAACGGAGAAAUAAUCGUACGUGCGUUUUAGAUAGAUCCGGUAGACGUGCGUACGUCCACCGAACGUUAACAAUUGCAACAAGUAUUACGGUUGUGAAUAAUUAAUAGUCCUAAUCCAUAAGCCUCAAUCGCGAGGCGCGUAGCGUAAGGAAACAACGUAAGAGGCAUUUGUUCGUCACCACCGAGGCGGUCGUUUAUUCGGAGCGUGACGUUAACAACGCCGACCUGCACACACAAUCUCUGCGGUUUCAAGACUCGCACGGUCGUGGCCGCGCCGCGCGUCAUAUAAAAUCUCACUUUAAACCGCCUCCCAACGUAUUCACGUUGACACGCGAUAAUAUCGUCACGUAGCGCUACAAAAGUUUCCCGGAAUCACCGCUAUUUAUUAUAAUGACAGCCCUAUUAGUUUAUUAAUAGCCGAUUUUUCUUCAGUACCCGGAUGGCGCGCUCCAGCGUUCAUUUUCAACUUUUUAACACUUUAACUUUCGCGACCCUGGAUGGCUGCAUCGUCGUUUACUUACAUCUUCAUCUUAAUUCGUUGCCGAAACAUAUUUACAGUUACAAAUAAUAUAAUCAAUAGAAUGAGCGUUCGUUACUCGUUUAUACAAUAUACAUUCCUCUGAAAGUUGAAAAACUCUAACUUUUGUCAUUUCACACGAAAGUAUCGAACGGGAGGCUUGUAUAUUGGAAACUUCUGUUUCAUUGAAAAUUCUUCAGGCAAACAUAAAAUCGGAAGUGAUUCGUCGAAACUUUUCAUUAUUAAGAGUGGUUUUGAAGAAUACAACUCUUGAGUGAAUAUAUCCGGUCUUCUGUAUGUUUCUAUCGUUCAAUGAGGCAUCGAGGUGAUUACGGGAUACCAUGUAGAUCUGCGUACAUGCACACACGUACACACAUACUUACACACACAUCCGUAUACUUUGACAUAUGCGAAGUACUAUUUAUAUGACCACAAUACAAUUUAAAGUAUCUUUAAGGGUAAAAAAAAACGAGGGAACAGACGGCGAGAAAAUCGCCAUCUCCUCGAGUGCCGCGCCAAACAGACAGAUUGAAAUGAAUUCCAGGUGAGAAGGACGAAGAAAAUAGAUCGGACGAUUAAUACGACUCGGUGGUAAGCUCGUCACCAGGGCACUCUAUAAUAAGGUUGUGAUAAGGUUG